Messenger RNA from Prinia subflava (tawny-flanked prinia), 1971 nucleotides. RefSeq names its product VPS37A subunit of ESCRT-I (gene VPS37A). Gene Ontology annotation, cellular component: ESCRT I complex. Bases 148 to 1332 code for a protein of 394 amino acids. Gene Ontology annotation, biological process: protein targeting to vacuole; ubiquitin-dependent protein catabolic process via the multivesicular body sorting pathway; protein targeting to membrane. The record is from RefSeq and is a predicted model, not a curated record. The transcript is spliced from 12 exons. NCBI's taxonomy places the organism in Eukaryota, Metazoa, Chordata, Aves, Passeriformes, Cisticolidae.
GCUGACGCGGCCCCGCCGGCCGCGGCUCCGGGGCGGGGCAGGGGCGGUGGCGGUGCCGCGGUCGCGCGCAGGCGCGCGCGGGCGCUCGGUUGGGUGCGCGCGGUGCCGCGGGUGCCCUCGCGCCCCUCCGGUGCCGCCGCGCGCGCGAUGAACUGGCUGUUCCCCCUCGCCAAGGGCGGCGCCGCCCCCGCCUCCGCCGCGCCGCCCGCGCGCACCGGCCUCCAGCAGCAGCGGCAGCGCCAGGUCGAGUCCCUGCGCGCCGCGCACGCCUCCAUUGCAGAAAUACAGAAAGAUGUGGAGUAUCGACUGCCAUUCACUGUAAACAACUUGACAAUUAAUAUUAACAUUUUGCUUCCACCUCAAUUUCCUCAGGAAAAACCAGUCAUCAGUGUUUUCCCACCUGUGAGACAUCAUUUAAUGGACAAGCAGGGGGUAUAUGUGACCGGUCCAUUAAUAAGUAAUUUUACAAUGCAUUCAGAUCUUGGAAAAAUUAUUCAGAGUUUACUGGAUGAGUUUUGGAAGAAUCCUCCAGUUCUAGCUCCUAGCUCAACAUCAUUUCCAUACCUUUUCAACAAACCAGCUGGAAUGCCUUCUUUUGCUCCUCAGGGGUUUCCAUUUCUCCCUCCAUAUCCACCUCAAGAAACAAACAGAACAAUGGCAGCCAUGCCCGUUUCUGAAUCAGUUUCUUCAAGCUACACUACAGACAAGCCUGCUGCUCCUUCCUAUGGCUUGAUUGCUGAUCUGCCACUGCCUGUUCCGACUGCAGAAGCAGUGCUUCAGGUUGGCCAGAACGGAUUUACAUACAAGAUGCCUGAUGUUCCUGAUACCUUUCCAGAACUGUCAGAACUAAGUAUAUCACAGCUGACCAGUAUGAAUGAGCAAGAGGAGGUGUUACUGGAACAGUUUGUGACUCUUCCACAACUGAAGCAAGUCAUUUCUGAUAGAGAUGAGUUAGUGAAAAGCAUUGAGGAGCUGGCAAAAAAAAACUUGUUGCUGGAGCCUAGUCUCGAGGCAAAAAGACAGAGGGUGUUGGAUAAAUAUGAGCAACUCACUCAAAUGAAAGCAGCCUUUGAAAAAAAGAUGCAAAGACAGCAUGAACUUAGUGAGAGUUGCAGUCCAAGUGCUCUGCAGGCCAGACUUAAAGUAGCUGCUCAUGAAGCUGAAGAGGAGUCUGACACUAUUGCAGAAGACUUCUUGGAAGGCAAAACAGAGAUAGAUGACUUUCUUAGUACUUUCAUGGAAAAGAGAACGCUCUGCCACUGCAGACGAGCCAAAGAGGAAAAACUUCAACAGGCAAUAGCAAUGCACAGCCAAUUCCAUGCUCCGCUAUAGACUUCCUGCAAACUACACCUGCCAAGAGAACAAAUGAAAAAUCCAAUAAAGCACACUUUUUAAUAACUAUUAUUUGCAAAUAAGCAUUUCAUCUUAUCUGGUUGUAUUUAUAGAAGAGAUUGUAUAGAACAGAGUUGGGAUGGUUUUUGUACAAAUUAGAAUGUCUCUUUAUAUUCUCAUUGUACUCAAGAAUCCUUCUAUUGCAAUCUUUGCAUUAAUUUCUUGUAUUUAUUGUUGAUAGUUAUAAUAUUUAAGUUCCCUGCUGCUAUACUCCAUUAUUCAGAGAUUAAAUACCUAAACAUGUAAUUUUGACUAGCUUUUUACAUUUUUAUAAAAACAUAAUUCAUAUCUUUUGUAUUUUGAACUUUAACCAUAGAUUUGGCUUAAUCUGUGGAAGACUCAAGUGUUGAUAGGACUUUGGAAACUAAAGGAGUUCUUAAUGGAGAUUGACAGUGGAUUCACAAGCCGUCUUUUCUUGAAGCCAAAAUAUUAAAGAACAAGUUUUUUUACUUCUAAAUAUAAUAGAAAACUAAGUAUAGCUUGUAUUGUGUUUUGGAUAAGUAGAUUGGGGAUUAAGCAAAGGAUGUGUUGGAACAAAUUAUAUUGGAAUCAAAGUAGAAUAAAUGAUAUCUGCAUAGA